CUCCACUCCUCCGCACUACGCAUCUCAAGCCCGCGGAUAGAAACUACUUUGAUCACGGGCCUCGCAGCACGAGGCUCAGAACAUGGCAGAGCAAUCCGGGGUCAUCAUCAUACCUGCCCAGUUCCCACGAGAUCGAGAGGUCGUCGCAUCGCUCUUCGCGGCAUACGCAAAAUCCCUCGAAAUCGACCUCACAUUCCAGGCCUUUGAAGAAGAACUCGCCCAGCUACCAGGGAAAUACGCCCCCUCAAACGGCGGUGCCUUAUUCCUCGCACACGCCAGCCAUCCCGCCCCCACCCUAAAAACACCACCGCACCUGUCGCCACCUCCAUCGCAGCCAAAAGCGAUUGGCUGCGUGGCCCUGCGCGGCUUCUCUCCACCGCACAUCUGCGAACUCAAGCGCCUCUACAUCGCACCGGAUUCGCGGGGUCUAGGCGCUGGACGGGACUUGCUGGAAGCAGUGCUUGCGAGGGCGAGAGAGCUGGGGUAUAGGGAGAUGUUGCUUGAUACGUUGCCGAGUAUGGUGGCGGCGAGGAAGAUGUAUGCGCAGUAUGGAUUCGAAGAGGUGGGGAAGUACUACGAAAGUCCGAUUGAGGGGACGACGUUCAUGAAGCUGGUGUUGUAGGGCUGCGCGUUGAGGCGUGGUUGUGUCGAGUUGGGGCUGAGAGAGGGUAGGAGGGGAACUUACGUGUGUGACUCUCGACGGGUAUGCUGUGUCGGAUUUUGUGGAGGGAUGAGGAAGGUCAUACGAAGUCUUUGCUGUUAUCGGCUCUCCCUAGAGAGAUCCUGCAAGAACUUCUGGCUACGCAGCCAACCCACGGAGGAGGGAUCGAGCAGCUUGGCAAUACGUAGGUGUGUGAAGCACAUCAGGAUGCUGUCUCCUAAUACGCCUGUUAGGGAGAGGAUGCUACACUAGGCCCUUUGA
Molecule: messenger RNA, 922 nt
Organism: Trematosphaeria pertusa
Lineage: Eukaryota; Fungi; Ascomycota; Dothideomycetes; Pleosporales; Trematosphaeriaceae
Product: acetyltransferase
Exons: 1
Coding region: 83-622 (179 amino acids)
Molecular function (GO): acyltransferase activity, transferring groups other than amino-acyl groups
Source: RefSeq, a predicted model, not a curated record